CCUGCAGGCCCUAAGAUCAUUCGCUUUUGCUCCGUACUUUUAGACCAGAGACCAUGUCCACCUUUCCUCCUGGACGGCCGAAACUACGGAUUUCGUAGUCUUUCUCGGCGUCGCUACUAACCACCGAUCCUAUGCAAUGACGCCUGCAUUGUCACACCAUUCGCGAUCGUCAUUGGCCUGCUACGAACCUGCGACCGGCUCCGGGAUCCUGGGAUAUGCAAGGGGAUGCCAAAUGGCUUCGAGCCGUUUUCUAAGAAUAAAUCCUCUCGAACGGCCAGUCCCGUCUUUCAGAUUACCUAGCGAGCCCGGUUUCAUUUCCUUCUUAUCCGGUCUUAUCAGUCGGGUUGUCCUUGCCGUCGGUUUCAUAUUGCAAAUAUAUGUUCGAUCGUCGCGCCCCCUGCUGCUCUGCCUUGCGAGUCCUUUUCGACCGUUUUUCUUUCGUGUCCCUCCCUGCGUAACUCCUCCGUACGACGCAGAAUUCCUGCUCUUCCUGACUUCUUUGUUCUCCGCUCCCUUGCUCCCCUACGCACUGUCGAUCGGCCCAUACUUCGUCGCCAAGAACAACCCCCGCACCGCCGAAGCUCUUGGUCCUGCAGUGUACGGGACUAGGCGGCGGAGUCACCAACUAAACAGCUCCUUUCACACCCCGCGCCUCGCGUCAUGGUUUAGACCGGUGAUGAGCUUCCUCGGCCUGCAUGCUUGGGCAAUAUGGGUUAUCCGGGUCAACAGACGCCGAUUGCGACCGACCGCUACUUGGUCGGAAGUCGAAUCACGUCGCGGAAUCAAUCAUCGAGGGUUUAUUUUUAUCAACGAGAUCUAAAAAUACAAUCCGAAGAGAGGCACAUCACACCACGGUUGCCAAUCA
Molecule: messenger RNA, 865 nt
Organism: Aspergillus steynii IBT 23096
Lineage: Eukaryota; Fungi; Ascomycota; Eurotiomycetes; Eurotiales; Aspergillaceae
Exons: 1
Coding region: 137-820 (227 amino acids)
Source: RefSeq, a predicted model, not a curated record